Ictalurus furcatus (blue catfish) is the source of this 5345-nucleotide messenger RNA. RefSeq names its product DENN/MADD domain containing 3a (gene dennd3a). Gene Ontology annotation, molecular function: protein binding. The coding region runs from base 331 to 4233 and encodes 1300 amino acids. Gene Ontology annotation, biological process: regulation of Rab protein signal transduction. Lineage: Eukaryota; Metazoa; Chordata; Actinopteri; Siluriformes; Ictaluridae. The transcript is spliced from 26 exons. The record is from RefSeq and is a predicted model, not a curated record. Gene Ontology annotation, cellular component: cytoplasmic vesicle.
UUUUGAUUUAGUAAGCGGUUGUGUGUGAGUGUGUACGUGUAUGUGUGUGUGUGCGUGUGUGACACGGGAAAUUGGCGUUGCAUGACGUAGGGCUGCCACAUUUACCUGGAACAGGUUGGGCUGUCACCUGAGAAACUAAUUCCGGAUGUGGGGAAGCUUUAAAAUUGGGAAUUUUUAAUAGUGAUUGACGGGCACAUGGAAAAGCAGCAAUUUCCUUCAGCUACACCAAGUGGCCUGAACACUGUCAAGCGGGAUUAUUGUGAGAGUGGAGGAAGGGUUAUCACAUAGACUGUGCAUGUGAUCAGAAGAGGCGUGGAUUUGCUCCUUCUGAUGGCGAAUAACAUCCCACUGGGACUGCUGGAAGCUUGUGUGGUUGUAGGAGCGUCCAGUGAUCGUCUGAAGGAGUUAUGCGUGUCUUGGCUGCAGGAUGUUAAAGAGAAAGAGCUGCUGUUGGAGGCUGAGGUGUUGCAGGUCCAUGCCCCACCAUUUGUGACUAAGGAGAAAACAAUCGAUGGUGAAGGGUAUGCCCCAGCCUUCAGUCGGGUGCAGAGAAGACGCUCGUUCUUAAAAAAGAAAAAAGAGAGCCCUUCUGUGUCCUCCAGCAAUGGGACCAAAACCACGACAGAUCAGAGUGUGCCUAAAGACAUCGACCUUAUUGCCCUGCCCCAGCUCUGUUUCCCAGGUGGGUUGAGCGUCGUCACUGAGAGUCAAGAGGACUCUUAUCACUUCCUGGUUUUCACGGAUGUCUUUGGGAACCAGACACAUGGAGUGGUGGUUCAGUAUUACAAACAAAUACAGGUACCGGUGGACACUAUUACGUACAGAAAUGGCCACUAUUUAUCCAAACCACCAAAGCUGUUCACAGCCUAUGCCAUCUGCCUCAUUUCCAAAUACCCUUACUACAAUGCUCUCAGAGACUGCCUGUCCUCGUUCCUGGUCCAGCUGAAGAAUUGCCGGAUGGCUGAGUUCGAGGAACAGGUGAAGGAAUUCUCAGCCAAACUGGCACUGGUGCCCAUCCCACCACCAGGACAGCUCCAAGUGGCAUUUAACCUAAAACCCCUGCAGAUCAUUCUUCCACCUAGACAAGACAUGGACCGUCCUGCUGUGGACCUGGACCUCCAUCUACCCUUUCUGUGCUUUCGACCCGAGCAGAUCUUACAGUUGGUUAGGUGUUCACGGAAGAGGAGGGUCUUUAGCUGUUUUUUGAAGAUGGUGAUCUGCAGUAUCUUGACGGAGCAGCGGGUUGUGUUGUGCUCCUCGAACUGGUCCAGGCUCACGCUGGUGGCUGAGUGCUUUAUUCUGUUCAUCCACCCCCUGCGCUGGCAACACCCUUAUGUUCCUGUCCUUUCCCGCCAGAUGCUGGACUUCCUCAUGGCUCCCACUGCCUACCUCAUGGGCUGCCAUGUCCAGCACCUUGAGGGUGUGGCUGCGGAGACAGAUGACCUGAUCCUAAUCGAUAUCGAUGAAGGAACAGUGACCUCAUCAUGUGCUGCAGACUUGCCAGAUGUGCCAGUGGCUGCCAGAGAGUGUUUUAAGAGACGUGUGGAGGGGCUGCAGAUUCACUAUGACCUGGAGUUGUGCUGUCAUGGCAGCAGCAUGGAUGUAACUGACAUGCGGACUCGCAGGCGCCAAUGGCAGCACAAACUCAACUCUGAAAUCCUAAAUAUCAGCCUCGAGCUCAUUGUCAACAUCUUCAGAGAGGUUCAUGACCACCUAAACUUCGAGCAUCGAGUAUUCAACAGUGAGGAGUUUUUCAGGGCCCAGGAACAAGCAGACCAGCCAUUUUACAAAAAGGUCUUAGAUACACACAUGUUCCAUUCUUUACUAAAAGAUUGUUUAAAUAGGAAGAUGGAUGCUUUCGCACAAAUGAAGAUAAAUACUCGGUCAGAAGUUGGCAGGCUGAGGACCAUGCCGGAGUCUCUACGGAGGCCCAAUAUGACAUGCAAACAGCCGGAUUACCAGUUGCGUAAGAGGCUGGGUAUGAGUCUGCCCAACCUGGUAGAGGACUUAUCUCUGAUGGUGCCUGUGCGUCAGCUGUCCUUCCAGAAAUCUGACAAGGGAUCCCUGUUGAAGCCAGCUUUCAAGAUUCCCCUAAAGCCAGUCAAAACAUUCAAACUCCCAGAAUUCCCUCCUCCUCUCGCCUAUCACUAUGUUCAGAACUAUUAUUCAGAACUCAUCAGUCAACUCAGCAAGGCCAUUAACUCUGCGCCCCCCGAGGACUCGUCCCUGCUGGCUCGCUACUACUACCUCCGUGGCUUGAUCAAUUCUGUGGCAGGAAAACGGGUGGACGCUCUGAUGGACUUCCAGAGUCUCCACAGGACAGAUAUGGACAUCUUCCCUCUGGAGCUGGUGACUACUCUGGCAGACUCGCUAAGGAAAGAAGAGCGCAACGUGGCUGAGGAGCGGCCGGAGCUGAAGCGCCUCAUCAGCCGAGUGAAGAAAAGCUGCAGCCAGGACGACUACCCCGAUGGCGGCUCAGUGAAGAAGUUUGAGCUCCCGCGCACACACAUGUUUUCGGACGACUUUGUGCGCCGUGUGCAGGAGUCCGGCAUCAUCAAAGACCUGGGCACCAUCCAGCGACUGUUUCAGGCUCUCACUGUAGGUAUGGAGUCCACAGCGAAGGUCUCAGCCCAGUCUGUUUUUUACCUUGAUUCCUCACCAGAUGGUCAACAGAAGCAGGUGGACCCAGAGGUUUUCCGCUUCUUCUACACCAUCUGGAAAGAGACAGAGGCUGAAGCACAGGAUGUGGAUUUGCCCGUGGCCGUGCUUGACCACCUGGAGGCUAAUGAGCAGGUGUACAAGCUCUCCUCGUCUGUGAAGACCAGCCAUGGUGUGGGCAAGAUCGCCAUGACUCAGCGCCGACUGUUUCUGCUCACAGAGGGACGCCCAGGUUAUGUAGAGAUCACCAAGUUUAGAGACAUAGAGGAAGUGAAGAUAUCCUCAGCUCCUUUACUACUUCUGAGGAUCCCCUCUUUGAAGAUCAAGACCAGUCUGCGGAGGGAGACGUUCGAGGCUAAUCUGAAAUCCGAGUGUGAUCUGUGGCACUUAAUGAUCAAGGAGUUGUGGGCAGGAAGGAAACUGGCAGAUGAACACAAGGACCCUCAGUACAUACAGCAGGCUCUGACAAACGCCCUGCUGAUGGAUGCUGUGGUCAGAUGCCUCCAGUCUCAGAAAGCUAUUUACGCUGCUUCUAAAUUGGCCUACUUCGACACGAUGAAACGAGAAGUACCGAUGAUGGUGCCAAAAACAACAUCUGAGACCCUGAAGCAUAAGAUCAACCCUUGUCUGGACUUGAUGUCUCCUCAAGCUGUGGACAUCCUGCUCUAUACUCCAGGACAGCUGGGCGCAGCAUCCUCGGACGGCGGUGGUUACCCAAAACUCUGGUGUGCUCUGCGUGAGGGGAAGGUGGUGGUGUUUGACGCAGCCAGCUGGUCCCUGCAGCAGAACUGCAUUCAAGUGGGGACCUCCCGCCUUAAUUGCAUGCUGGCAGUGGACCAGCAGCAGUUGUGGAUUGGAUCUCAGGACUCGAUCAUUUAUAUAAUCAACCCAAACAGCAUGUCCUGCAAUAAACAGCUAACCGAGCACCGCGCAGAGAUCACCGGUUUCACACUGGAAGAAAGACCUGACAAAUACAACCACUUGCUGGCGUACUCGUGCAGUGCAGAGGGCACGGUAAUCAUUUGGGACGUGGCCACGCUGCAGGUGAAACGUGACAUCAGUCUCAACUGUGACAGACUGCAGUCCAUUCAGAUCCACAGUGGAAAACUAUGGUGCUGUGCGCGGGACUGUGUGAUGGAGGUUCGGCGGACCGGCUCAGUGCAUCGCAGGAUAUCGCUUCCUGAUCACCUCAGGGGCUCACCAUGUUCCUACAGCAGCUUCUUGGUCUUUAACGAGAGGGCCCUGAUGUGGACUGGCUGCAUAGACGCAGGUGAGCUGUGUGUGUGGCACCUCGCUGACCUGGAGAAGCCCUUCCAGAGGAUCCAGCUGCCUGACUGUACCAGUGUCAAAUGCAUGAUCAGAGUCAAAAACCAGAUCUGGGUAGGAGGCUACAGUAGCAGUGGGGGAAAAGCUCGUGGAAAGAUCUACGUGGUGGACACUGAGCGCCUCCUAGUGGAGAAGGAGCUGCUGGCUCAUUCGGAUGUUGUUCAGACUCUGUGUUCAGCCGAGGAUCGCUACAUCCUUAGCGGUGCUGCUGGCCAGGAUGGAAAGAUCGCUAUCUGGAAAGUGGAAUAAUAUAAAAGAGUGAAUUAUGGGAUUCUUGUAUGAUUCUGGAAGAAGCACUUUGGCUUGACUACAUUACUGCAAGAGCAGGCACAAGGUAAAUGGUAAAAUGGCGCACUUUUAUCCAAACACUGGUUCUCAUUCACCCAUUCACACACACUCACACAUUCACACACACCAAUGGUAGCAGAGCUGCCAUGCUAGGCGCUAACUUGCCAUUGGGAGCAACUUGGGGUUCAGUGUCUUGCCCAAGGACACUUCGGUAUGUGGAGUCACGUGGGCCUGGAAUCGAACCGCCAACCCUACGAUCAGUGGACGACCCGCUCUACCACCUGAACCACAGCCGCCCCACAAGGUCACGGAGUGCUUUUAUAUACCAAGUGACUUUGAAUAUUAGUGAAUAUUUUCUAUAAUUUUCUAUUUAUUUUACACCUCAGGCUCAGAGUGAACCAGCAGCAAAAAAGUGAAGAAAUGACUGAAAAAUAAUCUUUCUGAUAAUAGAAGAUUCAUCUAAUGAUACCACGAAUGGCCAAUUAAAAUGUUUAUAUAAAUAGUUUUUGUUUUUUCUCCUCUCACUGCCUACUGUGCUGAAGUAAUGUUAUCAGUAUUUGGUUAUCCAAGUGGUCUCCAAACUCCUCCACAAAGGGCCGGUGUGUCUAGACGAUUUUAUUCCAGCUAAAUAGGAGCUACAGCUAAUUAUUGUUUUAAAAACCAGGAUCAAUUUAUCAAAAAUUGAAUUCACUUAUGAUUCUGGACACUUUUCUGGACCCCUCUGAUUAAUCCAGUACUUAAAGGACUAUUUGUGCCUCUUGCUUUAUAUGUCAUGAAUGGACUUUUAAUCCAAAGCCAUAUGGAACUUGUAAUUGACUCAUGUAUACAGUCUCUUGUUUUUAAGCGAUUUCAUUUAUUUUAAAUUAGUAUCUUUUAAUGAAGGUCACAUAAGAUGUAGUAUUAUUUUAUUUAAAUGUAGCAUUUGCAUAGCUUUCUUCUUUCAUUUUAAAGCACUGUGUAUUCACUCAUGUUUGCUCAUAUUGUAAACUAUAGUUUCGUCUUGUAAACUGUAUUGUAUAUUUAACUUACAUUUUAUCUUUUUCAUUCUUUAUCAUGAUAAAAUUAUACUUGGG